Molecule: messenger RNA, 1206 nt
Organism: Priceomyces carsonii
Lineage: Eukaryota; Fungi; Ascomycota; Pichiomycetes; Serinales; Debaryomycetaceae
Gene: MKK2
Product: mitogen-activated protein kinase kinase
Exons: 1
Coding region: 1-1206 (401 amino acids)
Biological process (GO): protein phosphorylation
Molecular function (GO): ATP binding; protein kinase activity
Source: RefSeq, a predicted model, not a curated record
AUGUCGAAUCUGGGUCAGCUUUUUAAUAUACCGAAUAGUAAAAGAGGGAAUCCCAAGCUACCCAAGCUCAAGAUACCGACUCCAGAGUCAAAUCUCUCAUCUAAUUCACCAUCUCCAAAAGUGGGCUCUAACAGCAGUGGACCCAAACGUAAGCCACCACCAAUUGAUUUUCUGUUGGUGGACUGCAAGAGUCCUGUUAGUGAAAUAAUUGAGGGUAUGAACGAAAAAAUGCAUGUGAAUACUCUGCCUUUUCAUCAUUCAGAUCUAGAAUCUAUAGAGGACAAAGACUUAGAAGAACUAUGUGCAAAUGAGUGGAAUGAAUUGGCCAAGAAUAAGAAAAUAAUAGAGAUAAGUAAACUUGGUGAAGGUAAUGGCGGCAGCGUUUCUAAAUGCAAGUUAGAAAAGGGCUCUAAAGUAUUUGCAUUAAAAUUAAUAAGUGUUGAUCCGAAUCCUGAUAUCCAUAAACAGAUAUUGCGAGAGUUACAAUAUAAUAGGUCAUGUCACUCGCCGAACAUUGUGAAAUACUAUGGCACAUUUAUGAUUGAAGAGCAGCUGAUGAUAGGGAUUGCAAUGGAAUAUAUGGGUGGACGGUCGUUGGAUGCAAUAUACAAAAGGAUAAUUGAAAUUGAUCCUACGAACAGAAUUAACGAAAAGGUCUUGGGUAAGGUAGCGGUGUCGGUUUUAAAAGGUUUAAAUUAUUUACAUCAACAGAAAAUUAUUCAUCGAGAUAUAAAGCCAUCUAAUAUUUUGCUUGAUUCAGACGGUAAUAUUAAAUUGUGUGAUUUUGGUGUAAGUGGUGAGGUAGUGAAUUCGUUAGCAACUACGUUUGUUGGUACGCAAUAUUACAUGGCACCGGAAAGAAUUAUGGGCAAGCCCUAUACUGUAAGCUCUGACAUAUGGUCGUUGGGAUUGACUCUCUUAGAAGUGGCUACUUGUAAGUUCCCAUUCUCAUCUGAGAGUGAUAUGAUUUUAGGACCAAUUGAACUAUUAUCAUUAAUCCUAGAAUAUGAGCCAAUUCUUAAUGACGAGCCAGAGCAGGGGAUUAUCUGGAGCGAGCCAUUCAAAAACUUUAUAUCCUAUUGCUUGAAGAAGAACAGUGAAGAACGUCCUAGUCCAAGGCAGAUGCUAAAUCAUCCAUGGGUGGUAUCCCAGCUGAAAAUCAACCUCAGAAUGGAUAAAUUUGUUAGAAAAGUCUGGUCUGAGUAG